AUGUUAAAGAAGAACCAAAACCCCUCGUAUACUGUCAACCUCAAAGCCAUUGAGGGGAACCGAUCGGUAAACGAACUUGUGGAUCAGUAUGGUCCGUUUGUGAUGAAUCCGCAGGUGGAGAUUGAUAUGACUAUUGAGGACAUUCACAAUGUUAAGGACGGGUUUGCAAAUGGCCAAUGGCUUGUAUAA
This is a messenger RNA of Arabidopsis thaliana (thale cress), 189 nucleotides long. RefSeq names its product pirin carboxy-terminal region protein. The transcript is spliced from 4 exons. Lineage: Eukaryota; Viridiplantae; Streptophyta; Magnoliopsida; Brassicales; Brassicaceae. The record is from RefSeq and is marked reviewed. Bases 1 to 189 code for a protein of 62 amino acids.